Messenger RNA from Clonostachys byssicola, 2556 nucleotides. Lineage: Eukaryota; Fungi; Ascomycota; Sordariomycetes; Hypocreales; Bionectriaceae. The record is from the annotation of a GenBank genome assembly.
AUGGAUGACGCCGAUGACAGCACACGCCCUCCCAAGCGUCGCAAGAUCCGGAUCGCAUGCCAACAAUGUCGCGACAAAAAGACGCGAUGCGACGGGGCGCGGCCCGUGUGCCAGGCCUGUGUGCGCAAGAAGCUGGGCCCCGAGAGUUGCGUCUACCUCGACCCCUCGUCUGAGCUCUCGGACACUCGGUACGUCCAGGGCUUGGAAACUCGCAUCAGAGAGCUGGAGCAGGUCGCGCGGGGUGGGUUUGCAGACACAGCUGGUCCGACGAGUCGGCUGAACAACACGCGCCCGCCAGAUCAUGGACCAACUUCACAGCCCGAACCGAAUCGAUCGAGUCGCGAAAUAGCUUUGCCUCGUAACGACGAUAGAAACAUGUCGAGAUAUUCGAAGCCGGUGUCUCCAUCUGCGCAGACGAUCGAGUCGACCCCUCAUACAAACGAUGCUCAUAUUGUUGCGGCUCACCUCCUGGGUCUCAAUGGCUACCGCGAGCAGCCUUCGCGCGUUCCGGACAGUUUCCAAGACUUCCCUCCUCAAGGCGACGCCUCCGAUGCCACAGCAAUGUUCCCGGGGGAUGAUCCACAGCCAAAAACCCCACGAAGCCAUCCCCAACUUUCUCAUCGCCAGCAACAUCGGGUUACCGAGCCACCAGCAAGGCCCAGUAGCUUCUUGUCUCAGGGCAGGACCGGCUCGUAUGUACCGCCUACCCAAGGAGACCUUGAAAACACCGAGAUGGACGAAGAUGAGCAGCCGAGUGAUGCCAUGGGCGCUUCCGAAGGAACACCGAUAAACUCCAACAACAGCCUCUUCUUUGGCCCAUCAAGCGCGGCUGCCUAUAUGAAAUCAGUCCAAGAGACUCUGGGUACGGGGGGUCAUGGCUUUCAUGGUGCGGAAGACGGCGUGAGCUCAACCGUUUCGCGCGCGUCCUAUAGGCGGCAAAUGAAGUUGAAAAGGGACAUGGAGAAUCUGCUUGAUGGAUUGACCCUGCCGACACGAAGAUUGGCCGACGCACUCCUUGAGGUGUACUGGGACAACAUACAUCCUUUCUACCCCAUACUUCACAAACCAUCAUUCAUGCGCAGGUAUAAUGAGAUCUGGUCACAGGCUGACAGCAGCCACGACGAGUUACACCACUUCGACGGAAACGUGCAAAGGCUGAGAGCGUUCCACGCAACUCUCAACAUUGCACUUGCCCUUGGAUGCAUUCGCGCCCGUUCCGACGCUUCUUCUUUGAAAAGCGCCAAGAUUUAUUAUGACAGAUCGAGCCAGUUACUUCAGGACGCGGAUAUGGAACAAGGGUCAAUCCAGCUGGUCCAGGCCCUGGUCCUCACCGCACAAUAUCUGCAGAGCACCGAUAUGGCCAACAGAUGCUGGAUAACCAUUGGCAACGCCAUCCGAAUAGCUCAGGGAAUUGGAGUGCAGCUGGAUCGUCCCUCUGAGAGUCAGGCUGAGCGUGAAGAGAGGAGGCGGACCUGGUGGUGUUGUAUCCUCAUGGAUCGGGUGUUGAGCAUGACUUUCGGUCGGCCGGUCAUGGUUGUUUGGCGAACAGUGGUCCCGAAACCAGAACCUAUAGAUGAUGAAUCCCUGUCUGAAAAGCCUGGGAGUUCCAGGGAGCCGAUGACAAUGCAGGAACUCUCAACGAAUGCCUUCUUUUCUCAGACACUCAAGCUUACUGAUGUUCUGAUGUUGGUGCUCACAAAUUUCUACCGGCCUGUCGAGGAAAGAAGAAUUAGCACCCUAAGCAAUGACCCAAUCUCUAAAUUAACUCUAGUCGUUGAAGUAGACAACGAGUUAGCACGGUGGCGACAGCAAUUACCUCAGCACCUGAUAUUCCAGCCAUCCGAGCUGUCUAGCGAGACCAAUCCUAUAUAUACAAGACAGGCGGCUUUGCUUCAUUCCCGGUACCUGCACCUAAGAAUACUGCUGUUCAGGCCCAUAACCAUAGACCUCUCUAGUGGCGUUCUUUUAGCGGCUACGGAACCGCAAAGGUCGACCGACUUCCAACAUAUGGUGAUUACAGGAUGUGUUCGCUCAUGUGUUUCGGCUGCUCAGGAGCUAGUCGAUUUGCUUCACAUUCAGCUACACAGCGACUGUGCCCCCCCGCGUUGGUAUGCGGUGUUCUAUCUCUUCAGUGCCGGGACCGUUCUGCUUUCGGUCUUAGUCUCACCAAAUCUUCAGCGCGCCUGUACAGAAAGUCUAGAAGGACUUCUGAACACAUGGUCUCGCUGUAUGGAGACUUUGACGUACUAUGGGCAGAUGGGCGACAUGUUCGCCAAGCGAUGUCAUAAGAUUCUACAGGCGGCUUUAUCUCCCCGUUCCCGGCUGGUCUAUGAUCAAGACCCCAUUCAGACCGAAAACAGCGAACACGCCCACCGAGUGUCAAACGAGGGUAACGUGGACCAGCCGUCCACACUGGAUGAGUUCCAGGCGUUGCUACAAGAUCCGGAUCUCGCCGAUGCUAUGGCAUGGCCGGCAGGGAGUCAGGACUGGCUCAACAGCCUACCAGAGGAGAGGAGCGGUGUUUUCGCCCCAAAUGAUUAUGUGACGUCCAUCUAA